AUGUUUAGAUUGACUCCGCUGAUCAAAGCUUUCAAACCCAAUCCAGUACUUCGUAGCUUGCCUAGAGUGGUUCCAGUAAGAUGGUAUGCAGGGGCAGUGGAGAAACAGGUGAAAAAGAAGAAAAAACCCACAAACUCGAUUCAAUCGUUGAGAAGAUCGAUACCAAAUAAUGGAGGAGAUUACUCUUCAAUAAAAUCGUUAUCAACAGAUUUUAAAGAAUCGGAUUUGCUACCGAUAACGUCAAUCACCGUGGGAGAAUCGAUUGAUUUUGAUAAAUUGAUUGAAAUAUUGAAAAAUUCUAAGCUUUCGUAUAGUUCGUUAGUACCAGAUGAAGUAAUUCAAUUGAAUUUUCAAGAGAAAGAUUUAUUAAUUCUAGCCAAUGGUACCAUUGUUGGAUGGGGGUUUCAUGAAGAUGUCAUUUUCGAUGAAUAUAUUCCUUUAAUACAAGACUCAAUUGUUGAAAAAUAUAUUCCCGAAUCCGAAGAAAUGGAUUUCAUUGAUUUAUCAAAUUAUUCAAAUAACCAGGGCUCGUUUAUGCAAGGAGAAAUAAUGAUCAUUCAAGGUAAUAACGAAAUUGAAAAAUUAUUGGAUAAAGCAGCUUUUUCCAUUGGAUUAUCCAGGAGUACUAGAUUAUCUAUUUUAGAAAAUUCUUUAGAAAAACAUAUAAUGUUAACUAAAAAAAAUUCUCAAGAUUUAUCAAAUGGCUUACAAAUUAAAACAAAUGAAUCAGAAAUUUUAAAAUUAACCGGUAGAUUGUUUCUUUUAAGAGGUAAAUUAAAUCUAUACAAUGAAUUAAUUGAAACCCCGGAUUUAUAUUGGUCGGAACCAAAUUUAGAAAAAAUUUAUAUGUCAAUUCUGAAAAAUCUAGAUAUAAAACCAAGAAUCGAAAUCUUAAAUAGAAAAUUAGACUACGCCACUGAAGAACAAAGAGCUCUUUUAAGUGUCUUGAAUGAAAAAAAAUCAACUAGACUAGAAUGGAUCAUUAUCGUUCUAAUCAUGGUGGAAGUAGGAUUUGAAACUUUCCAUUUCUACGAACGUUACUUUGAUAAAAGUGACCAGGAAAAAAAUUAA
Hyphopichia burtonii NRRL Y-1933 is the source of this 1071-nucleotide messenger RNA. RefSeq lists its product as uncharacterized. Lineage: Eukaryota; Fungi; Ascomycota; Pichiomycetes; Serinales; Debaryomycetaceae. The coding region runs from base 1 to 1071 and encodes 356 amino acids. The transcript has a single exon. The record is from RefSeq and is a predicted model, not a curated record. Gene Ontology annotation, biological process: positive regulation of mitochondrial translation.